AGGAAGUUCUUUUACCUCCAUAUGUGAAUAGCUAAUCUGGUGUUCCCUGAUUUUUCGGGCGAGGGUUUUGGGGGUUAUCUAAGGGAGGUGUUAUCUGGACGAGGAGAAACGAGGACAAGUUGAAUUUUCUACGGAGCGGAAAGGGUUCGACUUUGACAGAUCUGAAGACUCGAUCAGGCAAUAUUUAAGGUCGGCUACAUCUUUGCUUUCAAAACAAAAGAUUUGACGACAAUUAAAGUAUUGUUGGUUAGACAACCAAUCUCCUAAUGGAAUCAACAAUCGUAGAGGAAAUUGAUGAAAGUGAGAGAGCAGUAGAGGCUGGUGAUGAUGGUGGAAGACGAUCGCUCCAGGGUAGUGCAAGGUAUGAAAUAAAUGAGAAUGCAAUUGAGAUGGGAUUAAAUGGUGUGGGAGUGAUGCCAAAUGAUGCUUUCAUUAAUUCUUACCCACAUGGAGAUCCUACAUGGACCGCAACUUUUCUUGUAUCACCAUUGCCUUCCGAUAUUAUUGCACCUCCUUUGUCAAACCACUCUUCAAUGGUUCUAAAAGAAGAAGAUGCAGAUAAAAGACAACACCAUCAACACUCACAAAAGCAGGUUAGUCAAGAGAAAUGUUUAUGGGUCAUGGAAUAUAUAUUGGUCCUUUCUCAUCUCGCAAUAUUUGGGAUUAUUGGGAUCUUCAUAAGGUUUGCAUUACAAAUCUUAUUUGGUCCAGAUGUGGCAAAUGUGACAAAUAAAUAUAGUGCUCUUUAUCUUGAUCUUCCUUCAAAUAUGGUUGGAAGCUUUUUCAUGGGAUGGGUUGGAGUUGUAUUCAAAAAGAAGAUUUCUAUUUUCUCAGAAGCAUUAGCUAUUGGACUAUCAACAGGAUUGAUGGGAAGCAUUACUACUUUUACAUCUUGGAUUCAAGAAAUAGUAAACUUAACAACUAAAGGAUAUUGGGUACAUGGAAUUAUUGGUCUUCUUUUAGGAAUGGAAUUGGCCCAAAUGUCACUUACUUUGGGGAUUGAAUCUACUAAGUUGAUUGCAUAUGUUCAUAGUAAAAUCAAGAAGCAACAAGUAGCCUUCACAUGGAUCUCAUCCUUUGAAUACAAUCAAUACAGCUUAUUUGGUUUUAUCAUGCUUAUGUUCAUAAUUGGAAUACUAUGGGGAGGAAGCCUUGUUUUAUCAGUUUUUGAUUUCACAUCCCACCAUAAGACAAAAUUAUGGAUGGCUUGUCUAGUUGGACCAUUUGGAGUAUGGAUAAGAUGGUAUAUGGCACGUCUCAAUGGACAAGGAAUUGGAGCACAAAAGCGCUUAAAGUGGCUACCAAUGGGAACAUUACUUACAAAUCUCAUAGCAAGCAUCAUUAUGGCUACAUUAUCAACAAUUCAUCUAGUGGUUAAGGAUGAUAAUAGAAAAAAUGUGUUAGAAGGCUUUGAACUUGGGUUUUUAGGGUGCUUGAGUACCGUGUCUACAUUUGUUGUAGAAGUUCGAGCCUUGCAUCAAAGUAGCCAGUCUUGGAGGGCUUAUGCAUACAUAUUAUUAUCAUUGUUUCCAGCAUUUAUUUUUGGAACUUUAAUAUACUCAAUACCAGUAUGGACAAAAGGAUACUCUCAAACAUGAAAUAUUAAAUUCCAACAAUUUUGUUACAAAAUUUCUCCCCCAUGAAUCUUUUUUAUCAAUAAAAAUUUAAAUUCAAUGGUUUA
Cryptomeria japonica (Japanese cedar) is the source of this 1681-nucleotide messenger RNA. RefSeq names its product fluoride export protein 1. Gene Ontology annotation, molecular function: fluoride transmembrane transporter activity. Gene Ontology annotation, cellular component: membrane. Lineage: Eukaryota; Viridiplantae; Streptophyta; Pinopsida; Cupressales; Cupressaceae. The record is from RefSeq and is a predicted model, not a curated record. The coding region runs from base 267 to 1598 and encodes 443 amino acids. The transcript is spliced from 8 exons. Gene Ontology annotation, biological process: fluoride transmembrane transport.